Salvelinus sp. IW2-2015 is the source of this 1857-nucleotide messenger RNA. The record is from RefSeq and is a predicted model, not a curated record. Lineage: Eukaryota; Metazoa; Chordata; Actinopteri; Salmoniformes; Salmonidae.
UAUAGGGGGAUCAGUAGCAGUAAGGUAACAGUGUUGGGUUACGGGCUGCUCACCACAGAUGCACGCCCCCUGGUGGAGGCUCUGACCAGACAGAGGUUUAAUGUGGUGGUGGUGGAUGAAUCCCACUACCUCAAGUCCAGGAACGCAGCCAGGUCUAAGAUACUGGUACCACUCAUCCAGAACGCCAAGCGGGCCAUCCUACUGACGGGCACCCCGGCCCUGGGACGGCCAGAGGAGCUCUUUAUGCAGAUAGAGGCUCUCUAUCCUAGGAUGUUUGGAACGUGGAGUGACUAUGCCAAACAAUACUGUAACGCCCACUACAGGUUCCUUGGUAACAGGAGACAGUGGGACUGUCGUGGUGCCUCUCAUCUAGAGGAACUCCACCAGCGUCUCAGUGAGAUCAUGAUCCGGAGGCUGAAGGUCCAGGUCCUCCCCAGCUACCCCCAAAAUACGCCAGCGCAUCCCUCGACGCCGCCAAAGACGCUGCCAAGUGUGGCCGGAGCAGUGAAAGACUACAUAAAGAUGCUGCUGGAGACUGAGAAGUUAAAGUUCCUGGUGUUCGCUCAUCACCUGACCAUGCUACAGGCCUGUAGCGAGGCUGUCAUCGAAGCCAAGGUAACUGUUGUUCACUCAUCACAACUAAUGGACACYCCUCUCCCACUGUUCAGCAGCCCCUUCUGUCACAAAUUCACCAUUAAGGGGCCAUCUCUCUCCCUCUCCCUGACACAGCACACAGAUGUGCCCUCAGGCACUUUCUCAGACCUGUCAAACUGUUAUGGAGAUUAUUCCAUACCAGUCUUCAAAUCCUUGAGUGUGUCCUGUGUGUUCUGUGGUGUCCAGGGCCUGACGUUCACAGCGGCCACUCACGUGGUGUUUGCUGAGCUGUACUGGAACCCUGGCCAUGUGAAGCAGGCUGAGGACCGGGCGCACCGCAUCGGACAGACCGCCUCCGUCCACGUGCACUACCUCAUCGCCAAGGGAACCUUUGACACCGUCAUGUGGGGCAUGCUCAACAGGAAGGAAACGGUAACGGGCAGUACUCUGAACGGUAAGAAGGAGUACUUAAAGGCAGUUGGGGAUAAGGACAAAUGGGACUUCCUGAAUUUCGCCGAGGCAUGGACACCAAGCGAGACGACCCUGGCAGCGGUUGAGAAUGACAAAGAUCCUGUGUUCUUUAACCAUUUUGAGAAGGACAAACAGCACGACAUUCGUUCGUUCUUCUCUCCGGACGCUGGUAAAGAGAAGAAGAGGAAGAGAACAGAGGGUGAGGUUUGCCUAUCCCCCGUUACCCCCUCAGAGAAGGAGGGUUCUAUAGAUGUGGAAAACCCAGAGAACGACAAGAAGAAAAACUUCAACUCAAGAUCCCCCUGACCUCCAGGACCUAGACUUCUCUCCCCAGGUGAAGAGGCUGCGGCUGCCCACCCCCAGCGCUACCCACAGCCCCAGGUCUCGUCUUGGGGGGAAGAGGAGGUCCUCCAUGGGGGGAGAGACACCAGCAGCAGCCCCCUGGCCUCUUUGUUUACCCCCCGUCGGCUCUCUGAUAAAGGGACCCCGAAACCAAGGCUGACCCAGACCAGGACCACCAGAUCAGGGGAAGGGAGAUGAGUGGAGUUGUGGGGCCUGUACUUACUCCAACAGCAUCCUGCCCUCCUUACUGUGAGCUGUGUGAGUCCCCACUCCACAGGCCCAGCACUGGUGAGUGUCACACACACACACACACAACACAACACACACACACACACACACACACACACACACACACACACACACACGUUGGCAGGCGUAACGUACACCAAGUCAGAAAUAGACCAGCGUGACAACGUGUCUCUGCUAGAUGACAAAGAGGAGAAGAGGACG